AUGAAUUGAAUGUGAAAUAACAAGUACCAAUACCGAGCCGACGGUUACUUUUACCGAAUUCACAGAAGCAUUUAAAAAUCAAGGAAUGAAAGUUUUUAUGCUGCACAAAACUAGAGGUGUCAAGUCUAUGGUGUUUUCGUUUCCAAACAAUUGCCAUCUAAAAAGUGACUAAAUCUGACACUGUUUUGAAGAAGGACAUGGCUUUCCGUAAAAUACUGAGACCAAUUUCCAAAGUUGUUGCACAAAGAUGCUUCGUGCAGACUGUUCGAUUGCAGACUGUUCGACGAGCACAUCAGCAAAUCUUACAGCAAACUGAUAACGCGCUAUCCUCUCCCGUAUGCUCAUAUAAUGAAUGGGACCCUCUCGAGGAAGUCAUCGUUGGGCGUGCAGAAAAUUCUUGCGUUCCUAAGAUGACGGUUGAAGUUAAAGCCAACACGUCUGAAAGUCACUGGGAAUUUUAUGAAAAAAACGGAGGAAAACUUUUCCCAGAUGCUCACGUUAUGAAGGCUGUCGAUGAAAUCGAAGAAUUUUGCAACAUUCUUGAGCACGAGGGCGUUGUGGUAAAGAGGCCUGAUGUUAUUGACCAUACGAAAAGCUACGAAACACCAGACUUCAAAUCCCAAGGCAUGUAUGCUGCUAUGCCGAGAGACAUACUUUUAGUCAUUGGUGAAGAAAUUAUUGAAGCUCCAAUGGCCUGGAGAUCAAGAUUCUUCGAGUACCGAGCCUAUCGUAGACUUGUAAAGGAGUAUUUCAAUGCAGGUGCAAAAUGGACCACGGCACCUAAGCCAACAAUGGCAGAUGAACUUUAUGAUCUGGGAUAUCCUAUGAAAUCUGUUCAGGAGCGGCACAAACUUGCAGCGAUGGGGCGCUUUGUGACAACAGAACACGAGCCUUGUUUUGAUGCAGCAGACUUCAUGAGAGCUGGAAGGGAUAUUUUUGCUCAAAGAAGCCAGGUAACAAACUACGCAGGUAUCAAGUGGCUUCAGAGGCAUCUUGGAGAUGAAUACAAAAUUCAUAUAGUUUCCUUCAAGGAUCCAAAUCCUAUGCAUAUUGAUGCAACGUUCAACAUAAUAGGACCCGGACUUGUAUUAUCGAAUCCAGACCGACCCUGUGAUCAGAUCGAUUUGUUCAAGCGGUCCGGAUGGAAGGUUGUUCAACCGCCUCUGCCGGUAAUACCGGACACACACCCGUUGUGGAUGAGUUCUAAAUGGCUUAGUAUGAAUGUCCUGAUGCUUGACGAGAAGCGAGUUAUUGUGGAUUCAAAUGAAAUGCCUAUAAUCAAGAUGUUUGAGUCACUUGGGAUCAAAUGCAUACCCGUCAACAUACGGCACGCCAACUCUCUCGGGGGCGGGUUUCAUUGCUGGACUUGUGACAUACGUCGAAAAGGAACUUUGGAAUCUUAUUUCUGAUCAAUCUUUAAAGGAAGUAAACUGAAAAAGUUUGAACAGCACUUCUAAUUAUUCCACUUAACAACUGUUAACAAUUCAAUUUUAUGUUUAACUGAAGACAGAGGGUAACUGCCAACUCCUUUUUUCUUGAACAAAAGCCUUGGGGUCAGAAACGAUUGCUGGACAUUCAGAAAAAAUGAAGAAACUUUCAUUAUCGAAGAAACAAAUAAAUCGAAAAAAAUUGUAACUUGCAUUGUUGCAAAAAUUCCGAAAUGAUGAACACAAUCAACCUUAUAAUAAUAAUAUAUAGUAAUCGAUUUAUUUACAGUAGGCGGGUAUAGUAUAGCUAUCUUUGUACAAUUUAUUUACAAGCUAAUUUAGGCCUACCUUUAAUCUUAUUUUAGGCCUACCUUUCAUCAUAAACCUUCCUUUCAUCUUCCUAUUUGCAGUUUCAAAGACUGACUUGUUCUACAAUUUUCAAUGAAAUCCUUUAAGUAAAUUGCAAUUACAGCUUUUGCGGCCAUAGCCUAAUCAGAUAACUGAUAUUAACAAAGAUUUUUGGGAAUCAAUCCGAAAAAAGCUUGUUAAGAGAUUUCUCCCGUUAGACUGCGAUUGAAGCUGCAUGGGAGCAGUAGCCGCCCAUUUGU
This is a messenger RNA of Rhopilema esculentum, 2035 nucleotides long. RefSeq names its product glycine amidinotransferase, mitochondrial. Lineage: Eukaryota; Metazoa; Cnidaria; Scyphozoa; Rhizostomeae; Rhizostomatidae. Gene Ontology annotation, cellular component: mitochondrial intermembrane space. Gene Ontology annotation, molecular function: glycine amidinotransferase activity. The record is from RefSeq and is a predicted model, not a curated record. Gene Ontology annotation, biological process: creatine biosynthetic process.